AUGUCAACUACAGAAACGACAGAAAAAACCGAGUCUAAUAGUAAACCAGAAGUUGGUUUCACUGGACGUAAGAUUGUCUACGAUAAAGAUGGGAAACCAUGCCGUACUUGUAAUUCCUUACUAGAUUUCCAGUUUGCAAGUGGUAAAAUCAAGAAAUCACCAGUGACUCCAGAAUCGAAGAAAGUGAACAAGUCAGAGCUCAAGUCGUAUCCCCAAGACGAGCCUCCGGAUGUUACUGAGUUGGGCAAAUCCUCAUGGACAUUAUUACAUUCAAUAGCAGCCACAUAUCCCGAGACUCCAACCACCAAACAGCAGCUGGAUAUGAAACUGUUUAUAAACUUAUUUUCCGGAUUUUACCCCUGUUGGUUUUGUGCUGAAGAUUUCCAAAAGUAUAUUGCCAAAAAUGAACCAAAAACAAGAAAUCAAGAGGAAUUAGGGAGAUGGCUUUGUGACGCUCAUAAUGAAGUUAACAAAAAACUAAAUAAACCUCAAUUUAAUUGUGAUUUAUGGAAAAAAAGAUGGAAGGAUGGCUGGGAUAACGAAGAAUAA
Messenger RNA from Candida albicans SC5314, 549 nucleotides. RefSeq names its product flavin-linked sulfhydryl oxidase (gene ERV1). Gene Ontology annotation, cellular component: mitochondrion. The record is from RefSeq and is a predicted model, not a curated record. The coding region runs from base 1 to 549 and encodes 182 amino acids. Gene Ontology annotation, molecular function: flavin-dependent sulfhydryl oxidase activity; flavin adenine dinucleotide binding. The transcript is spliced from 2 exons. NCBI's taxonomy places the organism in Eukaryota, Fungi, Ascomycota, Pichiomycetes, Serinales, Debaryomycetaceae.